Python bivittatus (Burmese python) is the source of this 486-nucleotide messenger RNA. The record is from RefSeq and is a predicted model, not a curated record. Lineage: Eukaryota; Metazoa; Chordata; Lepidosauria; Squamata; Pythonidae.
AUGAGCAGCUUAGAAGUUGUCACAUUCCCAGUGGUCGUUGCUGAUUCUAGGCAAAGACUCAUCUCGGAGAAGAAGCCAACCCGCACGGGAGAAUUCUCUUUUCGAGGCAAAAUAGAAUUGGCCAGGAGCAAGAUAGAUAAUAUUUCUCCAAAUACACCAGCUCAUCACUACUUCAAGGUUUCCAAGAUACAGGACGCCCAACAGAAGAUUGGGCUGCUUGAGCGAGAAAACAAGUCCCUGGCCUCACGUCUAGCUAACAUAUAUCGUGGAUCAGGUAUGGUCGAUUGCUGGAAUGAGUACCAACAAAAAAGUGUGUUCCGACAGAAGCAGAAUAUAGAGCUUAUAAGGAUUACUAUGGAGAACCAGGCUAUCCUUAAAAGGCUCAAAGAACGAAAGGCAACCUAUGACAUGAAGCAAUGUGAACAGUCUUGGCAGAAUUCCAGGAAAUAUAUGAAGAAGAACACUCAUCUUCUGAAUGAAGAGUAA